AUGGUGAUCGAGUCGAGCGAUGACGAUGGUGGGAGCGAUUUCGACGCGGAGGCGGAGGAAGAGGACGACGACGACGAAGCGUUUGAGGCGGAUUCGAGCGAGGCGUCGAGCGAAGACGAGGAAGAGGAGGACGACGACGAUUUCUCAGAGAGCGAGUCAACGCCGGUGAAGAAGAAGAAGACGACCAAAGUGGCGGUGAAGAAGGUGGUGCCGACGUCGACGACGAAUGGACGAAAGAAGACGACGGUGAAUACGACGUCGGCGCCGACGAAGGCGACAGAGGCAAAGGAUUUGAACGCGCAGGACGUUCUCGCAGGCGUCGGUCCGGAGCAAUACGACGCGCGAGAUCGGUUGAAAUUUCCAUUUAUGCAACCGGAGAAGAUUAAGGAUGCCGAUGGUCGGCGUCCUGACGAUCCGGACUACGAUCCGUCCACGUUGCUGUUGCCGUCGACGUUUCCAAAAAUGCGCGACGCCAGCGGAGUGCAGUGGACGGUUUCCCCCGGGCAGGCGCAGUGGUGGAAGUUCAAGGCGGCGAAUUUCGAUUCUGUAUUGUUGUUCAAGAUGGGCAAGUUUUAUGAAAUGUUCGAAAUGGACGCGCACAUCGGUGUGCGAGACUUAGGAUUGAUGUAUAUGCGCGGCGAGCAACCGCACGCUGGAUUCCCAGAGAAGAAUUACGCGAUGCACGCCGAGCAGCUCGCUCGCAACGGUCACCGCGUCGUGUGUAUUGAACAGACAGAGACACCAGCGCAGCUUGCCGAGCGAAAAAAGAAAGACAAGACGUGCAAGGACACUGUGGUUCGCCGCGAAAUGGUUCAAGUGUUGACAAAAGGUACGAUGGUUGACACCGGUAUGUUGAACUCUUCGCCGGAUGCUGCCUUCGUUUGCUCUAUAAUAGACGGCUGCGAAGAGGAGGACGGCGAAGGUUGGGUCGGUUUGUGCGCUGCAGACUGCGGUACGGGUCGUUUCCUCGUCGGUGCGUGGCGCGACGACGAAGGUGCAAGCUGUUUGCGCACAGCACUUGCGGAGCUGCGCCCGGUUGAAAUCUUAGUUCCGCCCACUGGCUUGAGCGCGCGAGCGAAGAUGGCAGUUUUGGAUAUGUGCUCACACGCUCAGCAGCGUACGUUUAAGUCGACGAGUGCGAACGAAGCGCUGGAGGACGCCGAGGCGGAGGGAUACUUCAAGACGCUUAAGACUGGUUUGCCAGAAGCCAUUAAAGAAAUGCGAGACACUGCAUGCCAUCCUGCUCGCGAAUGCGGUAUCGGAGCGUGGGGCACGGUCGUUGCGUACUUACGCGCCGCGCUGAUAGACGCCGAUUUAGUGCCACAAGGGCGAGUAGAGUCCCUGCACACAACAGACGCCGGCGCGCGGGAGCACUUGGCGCGAUGGGCACACUCUACGCAUGUCGCCAUGGAUGCCGCUGCACUUUCUGGGCUUGAGGUGCUCGAGAAUACCGCAGGUGGCUCCGCGGGUACGCUUUUGGCGUCGCUCGAUCGGUGUGUGAGCGGGCCCGGUCGUCGUUUGUUGCGCCGUUGGGUGUGUCGCCCUUUGACAAGCGCGUCAGCUAUUCGAGCUCGACAAGUCGCCGUCUCUAUGAUGCGGGGAUGCGGGAUCGAGGCCACAGGGAUUGCGCGCAAGCUUUUGCGCGCCGCGCCAGACGCGGAACGCGCCAUCUCGCGCGUUGUCGGAUCGAGCGGCGAGAAAGGUCGAUCCGCCUCGCACGUCGUCUUGUAUGAAGAUGCGGCGCGAGCAAAGUUGAACGAUUUCCUCGCAGCGCUCGAGGGUAUUCGUGCGGUUCGCGACGCUACAAAAGCGAUCGCGGCGUGCGUUGAUGCAUGUGAGAAAUCUGACGUGCUUCGCGCAUUGUGCAUCGUAAACGACGCCGCGGCGACGCGCGAGGACGUGUUCACCGCAGUCGGCGGCGUCGCGAUGCCGGAUCUGAGCGCGCUGGACGAAAUGGAGUCUGCGUUCGAUUGGAACGCCGCCAAAUCGAGUGGGAGAAUCGAGCCGGCGCAAGGCGUCGACGCCGAUCUGGACGCUGCCGAGGAGCAACUUACAGCAGCGGACGCGGAUCUGGCGUCGUGGUUGGAAGAGGCGCGCGGCGAGCUCGGUGGUCACAAAACGGAGGUUUGUUUCGUGAAUGCAAACAAAGAUACGCAUCUUGUCGAAGUUCCUGACCGCCUCGCGUCCAAGGUCCCUCAUCAUUGGGUGCGUGAAGGUAAGCGCAAAGGAUACGAACGGUUCACGUGCGAUGAUUUGGUACCCUUGCGCGCGAAGCGAGUUGCGGCGGAGGAAGCGCGCGAGGACGCGCUCGCCGGCGUGUUCCGUCGAAUCGUCGCAAAGUUUUGCGAGAACGCUUCGGAGUGGCAAGCGGCGGCAAGUGUUGGUGCAAUCAUAGAUGUUCUAGCCUCUUUGGCUGUCGUGAGCGAGGAAAUGUACGCUUCUUGUGGAGCAGUUUGCACCCCGAAGGUGCACCCGCAACCGCGAGACGGCGAGCCCGCGACGCUUGAGUCCGUCGGCCUGUCGCACCCGUGCGCGUCUUCUCUCGCGCGCGCGUUCGUUCCGAACGACGCCAGGCUUGGUGGUAAACAUCCGGGUUUCUGUCUCAUCACUGGUCCGAACAUGGGUGGCAAGUCCACGUACCUCAGGCAAGUCUGCUUGGCCGCGAUCAUGGCGCACGUGGGCGCCGACGUUCCCGCGGCCAAGUUUGAGAUGACAGCUAUGGAUGCGGUUUUUGUGCGCAUGGGCGCCAAAGACAAUUUAGCGGGUGGGCAGUCGACAUUCAUGGUCGAGCUCAGCGAAACUGGAGCGAUGCUUCGUCGAGCGACGACGAAUUCCCUAGUCGCGCUCGACGAACUCGGCAGAGGAACCGCCACCGCGGACGGUACAGCCAUCGCGUGUGCGGUUGCGUCGCAUCUCAUCGACAAGCGCUGCCGUACGCUCUUCAGCACGCAUUACCAUAGACUCGCCGACGACCACGCGCGCGACCCUCACGUGGCGUUGGCACACAUGGCGUGUCGAGUCGAGACGCCGAGCGGAGCAGGUGUCGAGACGCUCGGACGCGAAACGGUCACCUUUCUGUACACCCUCGCGAGCGGCAACUGUCCGCGAAGCUACGGUGUCAACGUCGCGCGUCUCGCUGGUUUACCCGAGAGCGUUUGCCUCGCCGCCGCGCGUCGCGCGGCACACCUCGAGGCUGGCCAACUGGAGAAGCUCGUCGGCGACGAGCGCAGUCGCGAGCGCGUCGUCGACGCGUGCCGCGAAGUCCUCCGCGACGUCUCCGCCGCAGACUUGACCGAACCAAACGUUCGUCGCGCGCAAGAUAAAGCCCGAACCGCCCUGUGA
Molecule: messenger RNA, 3342 nt
Organism: Ostreococcus lucimarinus CCE9901
Lineage: Eukaryota; Viridiplantae; Chlorophyta; Mamiellophyceae; Mamiellales; Bathycoccaceae
Exons: 1
Coding region: 1-3342 (1113 amino acids)
Biological process (GO): mismatch repair
Cellular component (GO): nucleus
Molecular function (GO): ATP binding; mismatched DNA binding; ATP-dependent DNA damage sensor activity
Source: RefSeq, a predicted model, not a curated record